UUGUCAAUCAAAUGUCAAAUUGUCAAAUUGCGAAAUGCAAAUUGUAAACAAACCAACAAAAACAAACAAUAUUUUCCUGAUGGGAAUAAAAAUACAAGCUUUUUGAAGAGUUUCAGUUAUUGGUUUUGCCAUGAGUAACGAUAGGAAGGUUAUUAGUGUUAAAUUCAAUCAAGAUCAAGGAUGUUUCACUUGCUGUAUGGAGAGUGGUGUUCGAAUUUAUAAUAUUGACCCGCUGGUAGAGAAAUCACAUUAUGAUAUAGAAAUGGUUGGUAGUGUUUCCCAGUGUGACAUGUUAUUCCGUACGAAUCUGCUUGCAAUUGUAUCUGGUGGUUCUAGACCUAAGUUUGCAGACAAUGUUCUACUGAUUUAUGAUGAUUUAUUGAAGAAGUUUAUCCUGGACAUUACUUUUCCAUCUUCUAUAAGAGCUGUACGUUUAAGAAGAGACAAGCUAGUUGUAGCAUUACUAAACCAAGUACAUGUCUUUUCAUUUCCAACACCCACACAAAGAUUAUUCACCCUGGAAACUAAAGAAAAUCCCAGGGGAUUAUGUGAAGUUAGUCCAUUGGCGUCUGCCGAGAAGCAAAUCCUCGUUUUUCCUGGACACAAAGUUGGAAGUGUUCAAAUAGUAGAUCUUUCUUGCACAGAAAUGGGUAUUUCUAGUGCAGCAGUCUGGAUAGCUGCACAUAAAAGCGAGUUGGGUUGUUUAGCCAUUAACCAGCAAGGGACACGUCUAGCGACAGCUUCCUAUCAAGGGACGCUCAUAAGGGUGUGGGACACGACUUCCAGGAAUCAGCUGGUUGAGCUCAGACGCGGUUCUGAUCCGGCCACUGUUUAUUGUAUCAACUUCAGUAGGGACUCAGAUUAUCUCUGUUGCUCUAGUGAUAAGGGAACAGUUCAUAUAUUUGCCAUAAAGAAUACCAAUCUGAAUAAGAGGAUGAUAAUACCAAGUGGAGGCAUCUUAGGAAAAUAUGGGGAAUCUCAGUGGGCACUAGCAAAUUUCACUGUCCCCCCAGAGUCUGCUUGUGUCUGUGCUUUUGGCCCAAACAGUUCAGUUAUUGCUGUAUGUCUAGAUGGAACAUUCCACAAAUACAUUUUUACUGCUGAUGGCAUUUGUAAUAGGGAAUCCUUUGAUGUUUACUUGGAUGUAUGUGAUGAUGAUGAAGAGUAUUUCUCAUGAUUCCUCCCAUGAUUCACUAUAUUGAAAUGAAAUAAAUAAAAGUGACCUAACUGUACAUACAUAACUGAUAUUUUACUAAUGUUAUAAUUAAGUAUAGUCACUGAAACCAUAAUUGAUUAUAUACCUACAAGUCUUUCAUUCUGGAGUUUUAUUGGUCUUCACCUAACUACUUUCUUCCAAAUGGAUCUGUCCAAACUUUCAUAUCUAAAAAUGAAAAUUAUCUUUGGUUGAAUGAGUAAUUAUUGGAAAUUGAAAAGGCAAUAUCAGGAAAUGAAUUCAGAUAUAUCAGAUGGGGAAAUUGUAGCACAAGUAUAUACCUGCUUCAACCCUAUACACCUGCCUAAUACAAGUGUUAAUAUUGGUAUUGGUAAAGCAAAAAACUUACUUCCUGGCUGAAUAUCUUCUUGCC
Molecule: messenger RNA, 1586 nt
Organism: Phaedon cochleariae (mustard beetle)
Lineage: Eukaryota; Metazoa; Arthropoda; Insecta; Coleoptera; Chrysomelidae
Source: the annotation of a GenBank genome assembly